Messenger RNA from Ornithodoros turicata, 2520 nucleotides. Its product is annotated as acetylcholinesterase-like. Gene Ontology annotation, cellular component: plasma membrane. The record is from RefSeq and is a predicted model, not a curated record. Gene Ontology annotation, molecular function: acetylcholinesterase activity. Bases 213 to 2453 code for a protein of 746 amino acids. NCBI's taxonomy places the organism in Eukaryota, Metazoa, Arthropoda, Arachnida, Ixodida, Argasidae. Gene Ontology annotation, biological process: choline metabolic process; acetylcholine catabolic process. The transcript is spliced from 6 exons.
GCCACGUUUGCCAGGGAACAUUCACCACUGCGCGCGUGAGGAAGAAGAACAACAACAUUCUGCCUUUUCUCACGACUUCACACGAUUCCUGACGCUCCCCUUCCAGCAAGUAGCACACAUUCUCUUCGCCGUUAUCAUUGAUAGCGACACCCAUUCAGCAACGGCACCCAGUCGUACGCACGGGCUCAAACAGCGGGUAACUGCCGCGCGGGAUGGACAAGUCGACAAGACCCACCGUCUCUCCAAGUGAAACAAAGCCCAGUACAAGUGCCUCUGGUAAAGACACAGCACCGAAGGACAAAGGCGGGGCUCAAGUACAAGAACCAUACAGUAAGGCGCUUCCAGUCCCAGGGAAUGGCGCCGGGGGACAACCUGAGAAGAAAGUGAAACAUCGAAAGAAACGGAAGAAGAAAAAGCACGAAGAUAAAAAUGUAGGUACCGGUCCGUCACUCGAAGCUCAAGUCCUACAGCGGAGUCCCGCGCGAUCGCAGCUGCCGAACGUGACGAAGGAACACAAAGGCGUUGGCACCGGCGAUUCGCUCGAAGCUGAAGCUCUACCUUUUAGCUCUCAACGAAGAGAGAAGGCACAACCGAGUGAGUCUGUAGCCGCCACCAGCCAACGCCCGCAGAAAUCAAAACCUGAAAGUACGUCACCUGCCGAAUCCUCGCAACCUGAGAAGCCACCUUCCGAUGUACCCUCCCUUGAGGCUCUGUUUGCGCCACCCAGUGCAGGGAGUGCCUCAGCAGACAAGGCGGGCAAGGAAAGUAAGAACGAAAGAAAGCAAAGCGAUCGGAAGAGCGGCAAAAAGAAGGCUGUAACUCAUUGGUUCCAUAAGUUACAGACGAGGGAGGUUGUCGUGAAAAUUGCCCUGGGACUCACCGCCACAAUCUCCAUCGUAGCUACCAUAAUGUCCCUUGUCUGGUUGAAAAGCAACGUCGUGGACGUUGCCGUGCGAGAGUACGGCACAGUUCGCGGCAGUGCCUUACAGGUUGAAGGGAAGCAGCUAUUCGAGUUUCUGGGUAUCUACUACGCAGCCUCUCCGGAAGGCAUGCAGAGGUUUAAACUGCCGGUUGCAACGAGAAAAGUCACCAAAGUCUUAGAUGCCACCGUGAAGCGGCCGGGAUGUAUGCAGCCCCCCGUUUACAUCAACUCUGAAACUAUUAUCAAGAACGAAGGUACUAUGGAAAACUGCCUGCAUCUCAACAUCUGGACCCCGUGCUUGUGGCUGGGCGAAGUGGAGUGCCAUAAGACGGUUGUGGUAUUCUUCUUCGGGACGGUGUUUCAGAACGGGGAUAAUAACCGCUACGACGGCCGCUACUUUUCAUCUCUUGGCGAUGUCGUCCUCGUCGUUCCGAACUUCCGGCUCGGUGCCUUCGGUUUCGUCGCUCAUGAAGGUGUCCGUGACGCUCCAGGCAACUUGGCAUUGCACGACCAGCAGCUUGCCCUCGAAUGGAUUCUGAAACACAUCCAGAGCUUCGGUGGCAACAGCAGCGACGUCGUGCUCAUGGGCAGUGGAUCCGGUGCUUGGUCCAUUGGAGCGCAUCUACUGAGCGCCAAUCCCUUCUGGAGAAGACGUUUUUCCCGAGUAAUAAUGCAGGGAGAAUCGCCUUUUAGCAGACAAUUUAAAGGCCGAGUAGAUGAACUGGGAAGUGCGUUGCAGUGCCAGGCAAAACAGCCGUUUGAGUUGAUGAACUGCAUACGUAAAGCACCAGCGGCAGCGAUCCUCGAGCAAACCGUGAACAUGAAGAAUACCUUCGGUCCGACGACUGACAGAGAACUGCUGAUCGACGUACCAUCAAACCUUACCGAAAACCAUAUUAUCCAGGACAAAGAGCUGCUCGUGGGCUGCGUCAGCAACGAAGGCAGCUCUGUCAUCACCAAUCUCGUCAAGAACUCCACGACGUCUAACAUUCGUGAAGCGCUGGGCCGUCUGCUCGCACUGCUGGAUGUAAAGAAUCAAACCGCCGUCUUUAGUAUGUAUACGAACGGCAGCGAGAAGAACAUCGACUGGGCGCACUACAUGGUCUCCGAUAUUAUCUACGUGUGUCCCCUCAUCAGCUUCGCCAACUACUUGUCUUCCAAGGGCAACCGGGUGUUCGGCUACACGUUCGAGCACACGGCGUCGUUUUCGCGGUCCGAGGACUCGCCUGGGACGCCACAUUUGCAAGAUCUCGACUUCAUCAUGGGCGUCCCGCUCCAAGAAGGCUUCCCUGCCACACCGGAAGAAAGAGCUCUCAGUCGUGCCAUGAUUCAGAUAUGGAGCAAGUUUGCAAAGUCUGGGAAACUUCCUUCAGUGGACAACUCCGCAUGGCCGACGUACAGCGUGAACAAUCACCGCCACGUCCGUAUUACUCUCAACGACUUCAAAAUCAUUCAGAAGUUCCAUUGGAAGCCAUGCAUGGAUCUCGAAGGCCUGUUCAAGGAACUGGAGCACUAUAAUAUCGACAUGUAAUACGUUCUCAAAGGAGUGUCUUAUGGACACGCGUAAUAUAUUGCAAUAUACGAGUAAUAUAAAUACA